GUGAGUUUACUGAUCCCCACAAUUUUCUUAAUGAAAUCGGAAGCAAAGUCAUUAGGCAAGAGUAAGGAUGGAGAAGAAAGUGAUGGGGUUUGAUGAGAAGAGAAAUAUGACAUAAUUCUUUGGGAUGAUGGGUGGGGCCAGCUGAAGGAUAGUACUUAAAGCCUAGCUGAGCAGGCAGUGGCGAGCUCCAUUUCUCCGUGAGAGAUUAGUCCCUCUGGGCGCUCGGUAGUCUGCGUCCGUUUCCUUGGAGACGGAGGCGAGGGACUGGUCUUUCUGGGAAGUUUCAGUGGCCUAGGUUACCACGCGGUCCACGUUGUGACAAGAAAGUCAGAGAAGCCGAAUAAUAAGUAUCGCAAGAGACCAGGGCUCCACGGACUCACUACUCUUCUUCCACUUUACCCAAUGGCGCGCGUCUUUCCCAAACCCAGCCACUCUGGGAUUCGCUCCACAAUCUACAACUUCCAGAAUCUGGACUAUGUUCCAUGGCAGCGGUCCAAGCAGAAAACCAAGUCACCUACUCUGCCUCCCAUCCUACAAACCAGAGGCCACCAGAAGAGCAAAACGAAGACUUUGACUAGCGUCCUGCCAGGGUUGCAUUCCAAGCCCACCACGUCUAUGACAAGCCAGCUGAGGAAUCCACAAGAAAAGCACAGAGGGAGGUUGGAUUCCGGGAAGACACAGAAGAAAAUGCGGCUUUUGAGGGCGUUGCUCAGGAACAGGCAAACCACGCUGCAGGAGCUCUCCAGCCAUGAGGUCUUUCUCACCAAGCUCAACCUGGAGCUGAUCAAGGACAUCCAGGACAUGGAAGACAGCUCGGCCCUGAAAGUGCGCACGAUGCUGCAGGAGCAGGACAUCCUCCAGACUAUCGUGGACAUCUUGGAGUACUCGAACAAGAAGAAGCUGCAGCAGCUCAAGUGUGAACUUAAGGAGUGGGAGGAGAAGGAGGAGUCCAAGAUGAAGUCCCUGGUGCAGCAGGUAGAGCAGCUGAAUGCCAAGAUUGAGAAGACCUACAAGGAAGUGAGCUUCCUGAGCACGUACAUGGACCAUGAGUAUCCUGUCAAGUCGGUCCAGAUCGCCAGCCUUGUGCGUCAACUGCAGCAGAUAAAGGACAACCAGCAGGAUGAGCUGGAUGACCUUGGUGAGAUGCGCAGAAUGGUCCUGCAGUCUUUGUCUAAUCAGAUUCGGAAGAAGAAGAAAAAGCUUCUGCAAGCUCUGGUGGUGAAAAGCCAGCAGCCCCAUCAGGAAGCUCUUCUGCAGAAGACCCGGGACAACCAGGACAUGCUGAAGUACAUGGACAAGUUCCGAGAAGUGCACCCCAGACAUGGACGUCAUCCUCAACAUCCCCGUGGAAGAGCUGCUGCCCUUCUAGAUGCCGGGUCCAGGGGCCAGCCUUUCCUCCCUGCUCUUUUUCCUAUACCUGGAGCCUUGACUUAUCUUCUUCUCUGAGCGCAUGCCCACUUUCAGAGCCUGGUCUCCUCUUCCUCCCUUCCUUCCUUCCCCGCCUCCCUUUCUCUCACUUUUCCUUCCUUCUUUCCUUCCAUCCUUCCUUUCUUCCUUCCUCCCUCCCCGUCUCCCUCCACCUUUCCUCUUUUCUUUCUGGUUGGCGCUGCUGCUUGGGCCAGGUGGGUACUCCCAGUCAAGUCUGCCAUUCCUUUUUACCAAUAAAGCUGGAUUUGCAUUUGC
Molecule: messenger RNA, 1683 nt
Organism: Lutra lutra (Eurasian river otter)
Lineage: Eukaryota; Metazoa; Chordata; Mammalia; Carnivora; Mustelidae
Gene: C9H20orf96
Product: chromosome 9 C20orf96 homolog
Exons: 10
Coding region: 403-1446 (347 amino acids)
Source: RefSeq, a predicted model, not a curated record